Anopheles nili is the source of this 1578-nucleotide messenger RNA. Its product is annotated as tektin-3-like. The transcript has 6 exons. Gene Ontology annotation, cellular component: microtubule cytoskeleton; nucleus. The record is from RefSeq and is a predicted model, not a curated record. The coding region runs from base 1 to 1578 and encodes 525 amino acids. Lineage: Eukaryota; Metazoa; Arthropoda; Insecta; Diptera; Culicidae. Gene Ontology annotation, biological process: cilium assembly; cilium movement involved in cell motility.
AUGCUGUGCUGGGAAGGAGCGAGCGACUACGAUGGUGCCGGUUCGCAGGCGUUGCAUGCCAACACGUUCAUGCAUUCGAGCCGGAAGUCCAGCGUACCACUGCCCUGGAGCUCGACGACACACGCGACCCACAACAUGGAGCAAAUCUCGGGUCCACCGGCGAAGACGGGAACCUUCUACCAGACACCACGUUCGCACCCGUGGAGACCUACGAUGGGUUACGAGGCAGUUGAGGUGACGCCUCUGCAUGAGCAACCCAUCACGAACCAGCUGGUGGCGUCAUCCUACUCACCCUCGGGUAUGUGUGCAGAUCCGGUUACCUUCCCGAACCUGGUAACUGGAUUUGAGCGGAAUCCACAACAUGCGGCUCGAGCUGCCCUGUACACGCGCUAUACCCCGAACGAGUGGACGACGUCGAACGUCUGCACGUACGCGGAUGCGGACAAGAACCGCAACUACUCCGAGAAAGUACGCUCCGAGGCGGUCCGGUUGAUGCGCGAGACGGAUGAGAAGACGUCCCAGGGUCAGCGAGAUGCGGCACGGCGUAUUGGGGAGCGCAUCACUGACAUCACGUUCUGGCGCAAUGAGCUGACGACUGAGCUGGAGAAGCUGAUUGCGGAGUCGGCUCAGCUGACUGACACCAAGCGGAAUGUGCAGAAGGCGCUGCAGGAUCUGGAACCGCCGCUGCACAUUGCUCAGGAGUGUUUGUACCAUCGGGAGUCUAGGAAGGGGAUCGAGUUGGUGCAUGAUCAUGUUGAGAAGAGCUUGCUGGUGGAGGUGGAUAACUUGCGUGCGAGUCAGGAGAAGCUGUCGCAGCUGUUGGCGAAGAUCACGAAGCAGUUGGCGGACUGCCGAGCUGCGCAGCAUUCGCUGGAGGAUGACAUCAGCCAUAAGGAGUCGGCCCUUGGGAUCGAUUCCAUCUGCCAUCAGCUCAACAACUACAGUCGAGGCAUUAACUACUACGGUGGCAUCGAGAAGUAUGACCCGACCGUCAGUACACCAGGAACCUGGUCCGGUUCGAGCAGCACCCGGAUCAACAACUCGCACUCGGAACGCUCGAAAUCCUGCCAGCUACGUAGUGAUGCCGAAUCGCUGAUCAACGCCGUCGCCACGUCCGUGUGGGAUUGCUGGAGUAACACGAACAACGCGUUCAACAACCGCGCCUCGGAGAUGCUGGAGGCGAAGAGCAAGAUGCAGCUGCAUCUGCACAAGACCCAGCAGGAGAUAUUUGACGUUGAGAAGCACAUCGAGCUGCUGCGUAAAGCGAUUAACGACAAAUCAAACCCGAUGAAGGUGGCCCAGACGCGUCUGGAGGCGCGAGCACACCGCCCGGGUAUCGAGAUGUGUCGCGACAACGCUCACCUGCGCCUGGUGGAGGAGGUGUGCACGAUCCAGGAUUCGGUCGCGACACUACACCGCAAGCUGCAGGAGGCCGAGGCACAGCACCAACAGCUGCUCCGCACGAAGUCACAGCUCGAGAGCAACCUGAAGCAGAAGGUGGACGCGCUGUUCAUCGAUCGGGAGAAAUGCAUGGGACUGAGGCGUUCCUUCCCGGUUAACAACACCAUUAAAUAUUGA